AUGUUUGAUCCGUUAGAUCUGUUCACUCCAGAAGAAGAACGAGUCAAUGAGGUGAUUGUACAGUCACGUUAUUCAUCAAAAGAGAGCCAAGUUGAGAUUGAAAAUGAUGGGGAUGGUCUAGGUGAUAGUAUUGAUGAUAGUGAUGCUAAAAUAGUGAGCAUUCUUGACUUGCCAUUGAUUCCAUAUGCAAAUACAAAAGUUCUUCUAUGUACCUUAAUAUUGCUAAGACCAAAUGCUCAAAUAAACUUCAAUAGUGACGAAAGUGUUGACUCUGAUAUUGCAAAAGAUGUGCCAACCGAUCUUUUAGAUGAGCUAUUGAAAUGGUAUACAGAAACCUUUCCAAACUCCAACUUAAAUACUUUAAGCAAAAUUAUUGAAAAAAUACCUGUCAUUAAAUCAACUUCUGAUAAGGAGAGUCUAUUAAACUAUUAUACCUCAGCAUUAAAGAACCUAGAGAAAAGAUUGGCAAUUGGAGCAGAGAAUGAUAUAGAACAUAUUGAUCUGGCAAUGAAAGAAGUUGUCCAAAGAAUCAGUGAGAAUUGUGGAAGAACCGCUCAACCAUCGAUGACUAGAGAAUUCAAAUUGGAAAAUCUGCAUCACAUCGUAAAAUUAUAUGAGCCUUCAUUAACUGCGGAUAACUUGGGAUGGAAGACCUGGGGAUCAUCAUUGGUACUAUCACAAUACUUAAUAAACAACUUCAAUAAGUAUAUAAACGUUAAUAAUUGCCAUGUUAGAAAAGUGAGAGUGUUAGAGUUAGGAGCAGGAACAGGUCUCGUGGGUAUAUCGUGGGGUUGUAAAUGGAAAGAGGAAGUAACAAGUGCAGGAAAUGAAAAUCUGCAGAAUAUGGAAUUAUUCUUAACGGAUCUACCAGAGAUUACCAAUAACUUGGCCAAAAAUGUUAGUACGAAUGAGUUAUCAGAUUUUUGUAAAGUUGAUGUAUUAAACUGGACAGAUCCAACAAGUUUUACAAAUACUCAUACAGAGGAACCAUUUCAAUAUAUUCUGAUUGCCGAUCCUAUUUAUUCUCCAGAGCAUCCCAAGUGGGUUGUUGAUAUGAUCGUUAAAUUCUUAAAGAAACCAAAGGAUGGUAAUGUUUCAAGAUGUUUUAUGCAAAUUCCUAUUAGAGAGAAAUAUCAGGUUGAAAGGGAAACCCUAUGGAGACUGAUAGAGGAAAACAAUUUGAAAUUUACAGAUGAACAAGUAGAUUACGGACAAGAUGAUUGGGGUCAAGUGCAGUAUCUUUACAAAGAAAUACAAUGGAAAUAA
This is a messenger RNA of Tetrapisispora phaffii CBS 4417, 1266 nucleotides long. RefSeq names its product S-adenosylmethionine-dependent methyltransferase (gene EFM2). The record is from RefSeq and is a predicted model, not a curated record. NCBI's taxonomy places the organism in Eukaryota, Fungi, Ascomycota, Saccharomycetes, Saccharomycetales, Saccharomycetaceae. The coding region runs from base 1 to 1266 and encodes 421 amino acids. The transcript has a single exon.